Molecule: messenger RNA, 5547 nt
Organism: Salvelinus namaycush (lake trout)
Lineage: Eukaryota; Metazoa; Chordata; Actinopteri; Salmoniformes; Salmonidae
Product: dual specificity mitogen-activated protein kinase kinase 6
Exons: 13
Coding region: 257-1267 (336 amino acids)
Biological process (GO): protein phosphorylation; MAPK cascade
Molecular function (GO): MAP kinase kinase activity; ATP binding
Source: RefSeq, a predicted model, not a curated record
AAGUGUAGCGUUUAGUAUUGUAACGUUAUCGAGUUAAAUUCACCGGCAUUCAUAUGUGCUUUCGGUUUAUAACUUUUUUUUAAACAAGAAGCCCUGCGACACGGAGACAAACUUAACGCAACAUGCAUGAAGAUUGAAACAGACUUGCAUCGUAGUUGCAGGACAAGCCGCAGCUUCUGAGCGGGGUAGAUGCAGGGAGGGAGGGAGUAAAACAGUCUUUGUGCUUCCCCUCCCCCUCAUCAAAGCAAAGGGGGAAAUGUCUCUUUCUAGAGGAGGGAAGAAGAAGAACCCAGGGCUCAAGCUCUCCAAAGAGGUCUUUGAUCAGCCCCCACCUGCAGCCGCAGCCCCCCCUCGAGAUCUGGAUUCCAAAGCCUGUGUUACCAUUGGAGAAAAGAACUUUGUUGUGAAGGCAGAUGACUUGGAGCAGAUUGGGGAGCUGGGUAGAGGAGCGUAUGGCGUGGUGGACAAGAUGAGACAUGUGCCCAGUGGGCUUAUCAUGGCCGUCAAGAGGAUCCGGGCCACAGUGAACACCCUGGAGCAGAAGAGACUGCUGAUGGACCUGGACAUCUCCAUGAGGACCGUGGACUGCUUCUUCACGGUCACCUUCUACGGCGCUCUCUUCAGAGAGGGUGACGUGUGGAUCUGCAUGGAGCUGAUGGACACGUCUCUGGAUAAGUUCUACAAGCAGGUGAUAGAUAAAGGCAUGACCAUCCCUGAAGACAUCCUGGGGAAGAUCACUGUAGCGAUCGUUAAGGCUUUGGAGCAUCUGCAUAACAAACUUUCAGUGAUACACCGAGAUGUGAAACCGUCCAACGUGCUGAUCAACACACAGGGCCAGGUGAAGAUGUGUGACUUUGGCAUCAGCGGCCACCUGGUGGACUCUGUGGCCAAGACCAUGGACGCCGGCUGCAAGCCCUACAUGGCGCCGGAACGGAUAAACCCCGACCUCAACCAGAAAGGCUACAGCGUCAAGUCAGACAUCUGGAGUCUAGGAAUCACAAUGAUUGAGCUGGCCAUUCUGAAGUUCCCCUAUGACUCGUGGGGUACACCCUUCCAGCAACUGAAGCAGGUAGUGGAUGAGCCCUCUCCACAGCUGCCCUCGGACCGCUUCUCCCCCGAGUUUGUGGACUUCAGCUCCCAGUGCUUGAGAAAGAAACCCAACGAGAGACCCGCCUACACAGAAUUAAUGCAACACCGCUUUUUCACCCUGCAUGACUCCAAAGAGACGGACGUAGCCAGCUUUGUCAAGAUCAUCCUGGCAGACUGACACGCCCCUCCACCCACCAGGGUAGGAGGUAGGGACUUCUCCACCCACCCACCAAUCCAAGGCCUUUCAGAAAGCUCACUGGAAUUGAUCUGCCACACAACUCCAACUUCCUGCCCCCCUACCUACUCCCACAGGGUUUCCCCAAAGACUGACUACAGCUCCCAGAGGCCACGUGGGAAAGCGCUUGUAAUAUGAACUCAAGAUGUUGAUGGUGUCCACCCAAACUGGAGACUCGCCCACAGGUCCAACAAACCUUUCCCUCCCUCUACUCCUACAAACUGAACUGAAUCAAACUCCUCACUGUACCAGUUUUCUGAUUUCUGAUUGGACCGUGUCUGUCAGCAGGAAGAGAAUCUCUCUUUACACAUACUGUAUGUCCAUCACUCUGAAUUACACAGAAAGUGAAAAAGAAUUUGGUGAAAUGUGUACGUCUCUGUAUAAUGAAUUGAAAAGAUAUAUAUUUUUCAUUUAUGCGUUUUUGUUUUUGUAAUACAGUUUGUAAUACUGUAUAUUUUCAUCAAAUAUGAAUUUAAGGGAGUGUCUUUACUCUUUCUGAAUCGUAUCAUGAGGGGAAGAGGUGACCUACAUUUCUCCUCUCGCCUUCUGGUGAUUGGUCAGUAAUGGGACGGCAGAUGCUGUCGUCGGGCAGGGUUUUGGGAGGCUCUGGAGGGGUCAGACGAAGUAAGUUUCUUUUGUAGGGGGAAGUUCAAAGGUGAAAGUGUGACUGGGGGCCCUGUACAAAAGGAAUUGCAAGUCCUACCUAGGUCUCUUUGGUGGCAUGGGAAUGCGAGGCAUCUGUUAUCAUCUGACCCUAUAUACAACCCCCUCACCCAUCUGUAUACACCCCUCUGCCCCGCCCCUUGCUGACUGCUCUGUCACCAAGAGUGUUGUGAAGAGUAUGUGAACAGUGUAUUCUCAUAUAGUACAUGGACUUGUAAUUGGGGGAAUGAUAAUCUAACUAUCCAGACUAUACUGUAUCUUCCAGUCCCUCUGAGCCAUUUUAAAAGCUGUAUUUUCAUGAUUAAUUAGGACUAUUAUCACUUGGUUUCCUGGAUGUGGUUGGGGGCUGCUGUUUGACCCAUUUUAACUUUUUAAUUUUAUAUUUUUCUCAAUUUCCUUUUCCCGAGUGCUGGACAGGAGCAUGUCAGUAUCGUGUUUCAUCCCCGAAGCACAGAGAGGUCUACGAAGCCUCAUGCCUUACACGUACAGUAUGUUAGGGGAAAUAAUUUGUGUGUUGAAGAUGUAAAUACUAUUUUGGACAACUUUUUCUCUUUUUAAAUGUAACGUUGGCAACGUGGCGGCAGAGUGGACGUGUAGUCGUGUGCUAUGCGGCUGAUUGAUGUGUACUCGUUGGUUUUAAUGCAGUCGGUGUGUGAGAGGCAAACGCAGCCCGCUGACUCCUCCUGUAAUCAUCUGUCUGUUUGAUCGAUCUGCUGCAGCCACCUCUCAGGUUUCAAUGCCCUGCUUUAAGUCAGCGGAGGCGGCCAUGUUUAUUUCCCCACCAUGUUGUACCUCUCUUCAGCGCUGGGUUGUGUUCAUUAGGCACCAAACGGAAGAAAACAAACAGUGAGGAACUACCUGGACUUGGUCCGAAUAAGAAACGCUAAUGUUCGGUUCCUCGUUGCAAAAUGCUAAACGCUUCCCGUUGCAUGCCCCAAUGAACGCAACCCUUUAUGGUGGAAGACUACUUAUGUGUGAGAUCAUGCUAGGCUGUGAAUGGGUACCUGCCAUCUAGGCUUGAAUCCCAAAUCGACCCCCUAAUCCCUAGACAAUCAUCUAGGUCUGAGACCGAUUUGGAGGUCUGAGCACUAUAACAAGGUGAAGCGAUCACCAUAUUGGUUAAAGUUUCCACUCCAUACUUUAUAGAAGUGCCCUAGGGAGUAGGGAGGCUCUGGGUUGAUCUGGAACUCAACCCUCUGGACUCUGCUAUGCAGUGGCCCUUUGAUCAGGACUAUGAGAAUCCUGCCAUGUGACCACCAGGGGUAGUGGUGACACAUGCCCUUAGUGUUUUUAGGGUGCGUCCAAAAGGAUGCCCUAUUUCCUAUCUCUUUCUAGGGAACCGGGUGCCAUUUCAGACGCAGCCCUGGUCUGUAACUGGUAAGCCUAUCCGGUCUUCUCUCAGCCUCUCUGACAUACAUUGUAGUGGGCUUCUUAUCAAAGUUGGUGGAUGAGGAGUAUUUAUAAUAUGUGCGUAAAGAAGGGAAAGCAAAUAAAGAGCUGCUGUGAUUUGACCUUUUUUCCCUUGUCGGCCAUCUUAAAAGUGGGCCACUGUAAUCCUCGGAAUAGUUCCGUUCCACUUUUUAGUUCCGUAAAGCAGACUAGAGCAGUGAACAACACAUUAGAACAUAGCUUGAUGUGCCUUUUGAUGGGCCCAUUCACAAUGUGUUCAUGGCUAUCCGACUGAAGGUGUUAGUUCUUUAUGGGUUACUUUGUAGUUUGUGAAGCUUAAGGAUCUAGAUGUGGAGCGGGACUAUUCCAAAUAGUACAGAGGCUCCUCAACACACUGAUUCCUUAUGUGUUGAGAAGAUUGAGUAAUACAGUGUGGAUGGAACUGUACAGGCUGACUGGGUGGAUGGAACUGUACAGGCUGAUGACUGGGUGGAUGGAACUGUACAGGCUGAUGACUGGGUGGAUGGAACUGUACAGGCUGAUGACUGGGUGGAUGGAACUGUACAGGGUGGAUGGAACUGUGCAGGCUGACUGGGUGGAUGACGGUGGAUGGAACUGUACAGGGUGGAUGGAACUGUACAGGGUGGAUGGAACUGUACAGGCUGAUGACUGGGUGGAUGGAACUGUACAGGGUGGAUGGAACUGUACAGGCUGAUGACUGGGUGGAUGGAACUGUACAGGGUGGAUGGAACUGUACAGGCUGAUGACUGGGUGGAUGGAACUGUACAGGGUGGAUGGAACUGUACAGGCUGAUGACUGGGUGGAUGGAACUGUACAGGGUGGAUGGAACUGUACAGGCUGAUGACUGGGUGGAUGGAACUGUACAGGGUGGAUGGAACUGUACAGGCUGAUGACUGGGUGGAUGGAACUGUACAGGGUGGAUGGAACUGUACAGGCUGAUGACAGGGUGGAUGGAACUGUACAGGCUGAUGACUGGGUGGAUGGAACUGUACAGGGUGGAUGGAACUGUACAGGCUGAUGACUGGGUGGAUGGAACUGUACAGGCUGAUGACUGGGUGGAUGGAACUGUACAGGUUGAUGACUGGGUGGAUGGAACUGUACAGGUUGGAUGGAACUGUGCAGGCUGAUGACUGGGUGGAUGGAACUGUACAGGUUGGAUGGAACUGUACAGGGUGGAUGGAACUGUACAGGCUGAUGACUGGGUGGAUGGAACUGUACAGGCUGAUGACUGGGUGGAUGGAACUGUGCAGGCUGAUGACUGGGUGGAUGGAACUGUACAGGUUGGAUGGAACUGUGUAGGCUGAUGACUGGGUGGAUGGAACUGUACAGGUUGGAUGGAACUGUGCAGGCUGAUGACUGGGUGGAUGGAACUGUACAGGUUGGAUGGAACUGUGCAGGCUGAUGACUGGGUGGAUGGAACUGUACAGGUUGGAUGGAACUGUACAGGCUGACAGGGUGGAUGGAACUGUACAGGGUGAUGACUGGGUGGAUGGAACUGUACAGGCUGAUGACUGGGUGGAUGGAACUGUACAGGCUGAUGACUGGGUGGAUGGAACUGUACAGGCUGAUGACUGGGUGGAUGGAACUGUACAGGCUGAUGACUGGGUGGAUGGAACUGUACAGGUUGGAUGGAACUGUGCAGGCUGAUGACUGGGUGGAUGGAACUGUACAGGUUGGAUGGAACUGUACAGGCUGACAGGGUGGAUGGAACUGUACAGGCUGAUGACUGGGUGGAUGGAACUGUACAGGCUGAUGACUGGGUGGAUGGAACUGUACAGGCUGAUGACUGGGUGGAUGGAACUGUACAGGGUGGAUGGAACUGUGCAGGCUGAUGACUGGGUGGAUGGAACUGUGCAGGCUGAUGACUGGGUGGAUGGAACUGUACAGGCUGAUGACUGGGUGGAUGGAACUGUACAGGCUGAUGACUGGGUGGAUGGAACUGUACAGGCUGAUGACUGGGUGGAUGGAACUGUACAUGCUGAUGACUGGGUGGAUGGAACUGUACAGGGUGGAUGGAACUGUACAGGCUGAUGACAGGGUGGAUGGAACUGAUGGUCUACCUCAUCACUCUACAUGCCACCACGUCAUUGGGUGGUUCUGACAAACUUGAACUGUGGGAAGACAAAAUAAAGGCUUUCUUCUUAAAUAAA